GCGUUCACCCUGGGUGGAGAGGAGUUUCGGCGCUCGGGUUCCCGCCGCCUUCCCGGGUUAGGAGCAAGGAAGCCGGCUAGUGGGUGGCAAGAGGCGGAGCCAGGGACGCAAGGGGCGUGGACCCGGCCGGCUUUGGAAGGGCCCCAAGUUAAUGAGGCGUGCGCCAGCAGCCGAGCGCCUCUCGGAACUGGGCUUUCCCCCGCGGUGCGGGCGCCAGGAGCCGCCUUUUCCGCUGGGUGUCACUCGGGGGUGGAGAGGAUGGCCCAUUCAAAAGCGCCGCGAGGGGGCCCUGCCAGUACCCUUCAGUGAGCGCUCGCAAGAGGACUGCAGGAGCCUAGCAGCUGGUGGCUCCGGGACCUUGCGGCGAAUCAGGACGCGGCUAACCCUCUGCCGGGACCCAGAUCCGCCACCGCCGCCGCCGCGGUUCUGUCUCCUGCGAGUUAACCUCCUCUGCGCGCUCCGGGCAGGUGGCCGUGCGAGUCGCUGGAGCGAGGACGGCGCGCGUCUGCUGCUACUGCCCCCAGCACGGGCCGUUGGACACGGAGAGGCCGAGCCAAGAGGCAGCCCCCCUUAUGCCGAGAGGAUGUUGGAAAGCAGUGGCUGCAAGGCUCUGAAGGAGGGCGUGCUGGAGAAGCGCAGCGACGGGCUGUUACAGCUCUGGAAGAAAAAGUGCUGCAUCCUCACCGAGGAGGGGCUACUGCUCAUCCCGCCCAAGCAGCUGCAACACCAGCAGCAGCAACAGCCCGGGCAAGGGCCGGCCGCCGACCCGUCCCAACUCGGAGCCCCCGCCGUUGCCGGCCUUGAGCCGCCGGUCAAGCUCAAGGAAUUGCACUUUUCCAACAUGAAGACCGUGGACUGCGUGGAGCGCAAGGGCAAGUACAUGUAUUUCACUGUGGUGAUGGCUGAGGGCAAGGAGAUCGACUUUCGGUGCCCGCAGGACCAGGGCUGGAACGCCGAGAUCACGCUGCAGAUGGUGCAGUACAAGAACCGUCAGGCUAUCCUGGCAGUCAAGUCCACGAGGCAGAAGCAGCAACACCUGGUCCAGCAGCAGCCCCCGCAGCCUCAGAGCCAGCUCCAACCACAGCCACCUCCACAGCAGCCACCGCAGCAGCCCCCGCAGCAGCCCCUGCCCUUGCCCCAGUCCCAGUCCCAGCCCCAGCUCCAGCUGCAACCCCAGCCCAAACCCCAACCCCAGCAAUUCCACGCGUACCCGCAUCCUCAACCGCACCAGCACCCGCACCCUCACCCACUCGCGCACCCGCACCCACCACCGCACUCGCAGCCACACGGGCACCGGCUCCUCCGCAGCACCUCCAAUUCUGCCUGAAGAGGGCAGCACUCAGGCCACAGCAGAUUUGGAGGGCUUGAGAAAGUGGGACGAGAGCACAUUGAUAUUGCCUUCGCUUGGAUCACACCCGAGAACCGUCUCCCGCCCCGCAGCAGAUCCGGUAGAUUGGACUUAACCAGACUGUUAAUUGCGGGGUCGCUCUUGGUUUGUCCAUGUAUUCUUCAUCACCACCCUGGAAACGGCAUCGCCAAGACUUUAUUUAUGAACCUCUGAAAGGAUCUUUUAGGACGGUUGGACCUUGGAGCGAUGAUGUACUGUAAUUUUAUUUUAAUGUAUUUUGAUUUGUGAUUAUUUAUUAGUUUUUUAAAAACUUGUUCUGAGACAUUUCUGAAUGUAGGCCACUUUCCCAACAAGAAACUUUAUUUUCAAAACCCAUCCCUUAGUACGUCCUAAUUUUGGAAAAGAAAACGGAAAAAAAAUGGUGGGUGGAGGGAAAACCUAAGAAUCUGGUGCGUUCUGCCUAGGGCAUUUCCAGAAGGUCUGACCCUUGCAUUGUUUGGCCAGGAGGUUAAAAUUAAACUGAUAUUACCUUUUCUUUGAGGUUCCUUCCCCCUU
Molecule: messenger RNA, 1903 nt
Organism: Ochotona princeps (American pika)
Lineage: Eukaryota; Metazoa; Chordata; Mammalia; Lagomorpha; Ochotonidae
Gene: PHLDA1
Product: pleckstrin homology like domain family A member 1
Exons: 2
Coding region: 152-1327 (391 amino acids)
Biological process (GO): positive regulation of apoptotic process
Cellular component (GO): nucleus
Molecular function (GO): phosphatidylinositol phosphate binding
Source: RefSeq, a predicted model, not a curated record